Anoplopoma fimbria (sablefish) is the source of this 1212-nucleotide messenger RNA. RefSeq names its product diencephalon/mesencephalon homeobox protein 1-A-like. The record is from RefSeq and is a predicted model, not a curated record. NCBI's taxonomy places the organism in Eukaryota, Metazoa, Chordata, Actinopteri, Perciformes, Anoplopomatidae. Gene Ontology annotation, biological process: regulation of transcription by RNA polymerase II. Gene Ontology annotation, molecular function: DNA-binding transcription factor activity, RNA polymerase II-specific; RNA polymerase II transcription regulatory region sequence-specific DNA binding.
AUGCAGCACUACGGGGUGAACGGCUACUCUCUCCACGCCAUGAAUUCACUGAGCGCCAUGUACAACCUACACCAGCAGGCGGCGCAACAGGCCCAGCACGCCCCUGACUACCGGCCCUCAGUGCACGCCCUCACUCUUGCAGAGAGACUAGCUGACAUUAUCCUUGAGGCCCGGUAUGGCUCUCAGCACCGAAAGCAGCGGCGCAGUCGGACGGCCUUCACCGCCCAGCAGCUGGAGGCCCUGGAGAAAACUUUCCAGAAGACCCACUACCCCGAUGUGGUGAUGCGAGAGCGUCUGGCCAUGUGCACCAACCUGCCCGAGGCCCGCGUUCAGGUCUGGUUCAAGAACCGUCGGGCCAAGUUUCGCAAGAAGCAGCGCAGCCUGCAGAAGGAGCAGCUCCAGAAACAGAAGGAGGCGUCCGGAGCUGCGGAGGGCUCUACAGAGGACUCCAAGACUGACCUCAACACCACAACCAACACCAACACCACCACCACCACCACCACCCAAGUUCCCGAGGCCCGCACUCCUCCCCCUCCUUCCUCCUCCUCAUCCUGUCACUCAGAGACAGAGAGGCAGGCGGCCACGCGGCCCCAGCCCGGAGAGAUGAGCGUGGAAGUCAACGUCAUCCCCGAGCCUUCGGACAGCGAGUCAGCAGCGGAGGAUAAUGCUGACAGAGAGGAGGACGAGAUGAGAGGGGAGACCGGGGUGAAGAGCAGGGAGGAGACGCAUGGGGAGGGGGGAGCGCAGCCUGGGAGCAGCUCCCCAUCCUGCAAACAGCUGAGCCCCACAUCAGACUCCCCCCUGAGCUCCCCCACCAUGCCGUCCUCCAGCAGCGUGACCGGCGGUUUGACGCAGAGCAACUCCUACGCGUCGUCUCCUCUCAGCCUCUUCCGGCUGCAGGAGCAGUUUCGCCAGCACAUGGCGGCCACCAACAACAUGGUGCACUACCCGUCCUUUGAAAUGAGCCCGCCGUCCUCUCUGCCCUACCUGGGCAUGAACGUCAACAUGCCGUCCCCGCUGAGCUCGCUGCCCUGCCAGUCCUACUACCAGACCCUGUCGCAGGCCCAGCAGGUGUGGAACAGCCCGCUGCUGCAGGCGGCUCCAGGCGGCCUCCCCGGAAGCCUCAACAGCAAGACCACCAGCAUAGAGAACCUCCGUCUGAGGGCCAAGCAGCACGCAGCCUCGCUGGGAUUGGACACGCUCCCCAACUGA